Lacerta agilis (Sand lizard) is the source of this 407-nucleotide messenger RNA. Its product is annotated as histone H2A.V-like. Gene Ontology annotation, molecular function: structural constituent of chromatin; protein heterodimerization activity; DNA binding. The transcript has a single exon. Lineage: Eukaryota; Metazoa; Chordata; Lepidosauria; Squamata; Lacertidae. Bases 14 to 217 code for a protein of 67 amino acids. The record is from RefSeq and is a predicted model, not a curated record. Gene Ontology annotation, cellular component: nucleosome.
CAGUGACGGAACCAUGGCUGGAGGCAAGGCUGGCAAGGACAGUGGAAAGGCUAAGGCAAAGGCAGUGUCUCGCUCACAAAGAGCUGGACUUCAGUUCCCAGUGGGUCGUAUCCAUAGACACUUGAAGACUCGCACCACAAGCCAUGGACAAGAUGGUGCUACUGUUGCUGUGUACAGUGCUGCAAUUCUUGAAUAUUUCACUGUUGAGGUUUUGUAAUUGGCAGGUAAUGCCUCCAAGGAUCUCAAGGUAAAACAUAUCACUUCUCGUCAUUUGCAGCUUGCUAUUCGUGGUGAUGAAGAAUUGGAUUCCCUUAUUAAAGCUACCAUUGCUGUUGGAGGUGUAAUUCCUCACAUCCACAAGUCUCUGAUUGGAAAGAAGGGGCAGCAGAAAACUGCAUAGAGAGGAG